UGACUGGGUGUUCUGACUGGGUGCUGUGGCUGGAUGUUGUGGCAGUAUGAUUGACAUCUGAUAUAUUCCAACAUCCUGACAGACGGGUGAUAGGAUGACCAGCUCCCUUGUGGUGGAGGAUGCUGGGAUGUCUCAAGAAGGGACGUUCAUCUGUCAGGCCGCCAACAUGUUCGGGCAGGCGCGGCGGGGGGUCUUCCUGCAGGUGGCAGGCUCUAGCGACUCCCUUGUCGUCAUCUCCGUUUCCAUGGCGACGCUUGUGCUGGGGAUUGUGGGGGCGAUUAUCGUCUGCGUGGCUGUGAAGAAGAAGCGGCUGUGUGGGGAUCGGAAACCAGACACAUCUACACUGUCCUCUACACGCUCCAUGCCGCCUGUCCCGAUGGUGGCGAACAGACUGGGACAUCCAGGUACCAACGACUCCGGAGUGGAGGACCUGGAACUGCAGGAGCUGGACGGGACACUAAAGCCGCGGCCGCCGCCUCGGGCUGGCAAGGAGUGGACGUCUGUUGGGCUGUCUUACACGGGGUUGGCACACUCCAACACACUGCCUGCCUACUCAACAGUGGAACGUCAUAAACCUGAUGGGGAGGACAUCCGGUCACGUGGGGGCAUACCGGAAGAAGCCACCAUGGAUGAUGCAAUCAUUGAUGACAUGUCGGAUGACCCACCUGCGCCUCCUCCAAAGGACAAGAAGAGCGGGUGGAUUCGGCGAGCGCAUUCUGGCGACAGAACUGUGCCCAGCAGUCUGCACGAAGCAGAGAACGCGCUGAAUGAGAUCCAGACCGACAGGAUUUAGACAGUAGAGCGAAGGCCGGCAAAGGCACAAUAGCACCAUCUACAUUUACGGAUUGUUGAUUGAUCAAAUGUCUGUUUGUUUUCACUACUGACAAUCAAGGACAUGACUUUUUGAUGAUAUACAGCAAUGAGGAAUAAAACGCGUCAUACGCAAAGUCGUUUAAUAUAGCUUGUGUCCGGAAAAAACAUUGUCUUAGGGAAAUUUUGAGUGUUUAUACCCAUGAAACUCAGAAAACAGAAAUGGCGCAGUGAUGUGUAAAACCAUGUGACAUGUAUAUGCCAGAAUAUGGUGGUUUAAGCAAUAAGCUCUCGGACUGUGUGUUGUCACCUGCCUGUAGUGUUAAAGCUUGCGUUCUAGACUCUGAUGUAAGUUACUGCCUUCGCUAGGAGGGUAUGUUUUCGGUAGCAUUUGUAUGUGUGUAUGUGUGCGUGUGUGUGUUUGUUGAAAACUGAAUCAUAACUGAAGAACACCUUGAUGGAUUGCCUUGAUAUUUGCUACGUGGGUAGGUCUUGAUGAGAUCUUGAAACGAUUCUAUUUUUGGCUCCCUAGUGGCUUGCUAUGUUACUGCAACAGAACUUCUGGGUUUGAUAUCUCGAGUUCCGGACAUGCUACGGGGAUUUUCGAGUGGUAGAUAGCUCUUGGGACAGGGAGUAAGUGUAUGUUUGGGCCCCCCAGCGGCAUUUGUUGAACUGCAGGAGCCGGUUAAGUUUCAGACCUUAUAGGAGAAUAACUCAAGAAGGGAUGAACGGAUCAUCAUGACUUUUAGUAUGCAGCUUUGUGACGCUUCAAAUGAAUUUAGUUCAAUAUUGAUUAUGCAUAUCAGAAUCUUAU
Molecule: messenger RNA, 1624 nt
Organism: Branchiostoma floridae (Florida lancelet)
Lineage: Eukaryota; Metazoa; Chordata; Leptocardii; Amphioxiformes; Branchiostomatidae
Exons: 5
Coding region: 95-793 (232 amino acids)
Biological process (GO): cell-cell adhesion
Cellular component (GO): cell-cell junction
Molecular function (GO): cell adhesion molecule binding
Source: RefSeq, a predicted model, not a curated record